AACAAGUUUCAGAAGUUAGCCAAUGUCUUCUCUCUGCACACCUACUGUACAGAGGGAACCACACUGCACUGCGACUGCAAGCUCUUGGGAGAAUACUUCAGCCGGAAAGAGGAAAGCAAGACCCUUCCAAGAUAGGAUUUGAGCUGGUCUGUUAUUUUCUGGCCCUGCUAAAGAGCAUGUUUUCCUCUGGAGCAACAGGGUUGGAGAUGAUGGUGGAGGAGACAAACGUUUUUAUCUUCUUUUGACUGUAGAAUGUGAAAUGUAAAGAACUAUGAGAAAAUGAUAAGCAUCAUCACCACAGAAGACCAAAAGAAGCAGAGAAAAUAACUACAAGAACUAUGUAAAGCAGGGAAACAUGGCCCUUCAGUCAUGGAUUCUGACUUACUUUUGCCUGCUCUCAUCUGGAACCAGUGAGUUCUUCUUCAGAGCAAAUUACUCCAGAAGCUAUCCCUGUGAUGAGAUAAAGAAAAAUGGCGUUGUGAUUGCAGAAUGCAAUGAUCGCAGACUUCAAGAAGUUCCCCAAACUAUAGGCAAAAAUGUGACAGAAAUAAACUUGUCUGACAAUUCCAUCAUGCAUGUAACAAACGAGUCCUUUCGAGAGCUGCGAAACCUCACUAAAAUAAAUCUGAACCACAAUGCCAAUCAAGCACAUCCAAAUGAAAAUAAAAGUGGUAUGACUAUUACAGAUGGAGCAUUCCUCAACCUAAAAAAUCUGAAGGUGCUACUACUUGAAGACAACCAAUUAGAUGCUAUGCCUACUGGCUUGCCUGAGUCUUUGACAGAACUUAGCCUAAUUCAAAACAAUAUAAAUACGACAACUAAAAACAACACUUUGGGGCUUAGGAACUUGGAGAGACUCGAUUUGAGCUGGAACUGCUAUUUUUAUUGUGAUCAAAACUUUAGCGUGGAAGAUGGGGCAUUUCAAAACCUUAUACACCUGAAGGUGCUCUCAUUGUCUUUCAACAGGCUUUUCCACGUGCCUCCCAAACUACCAAGCUCCCUAACAAAACUUUUUCUGAGCAAUGCCAAGAUUAUGACUAUCACGCAGGAAGACUUCAAGGGACUGGAACAUUUAACAUUACUAGAUCUGAGUGGAAACUGUCCGAGGUGUUACAAUGCCCCAUUUCAAUGCACGCCUUGUGAGAAAAACUUGUCCCUCACCAUUCAUCGCCUUGCUUUUCAAGGUCUCACCCGACUUCAAUAUCUAAACCUCUCCAGCACUUCCCUCCAGUCCAUUCCUUCCACCUGGUUUGACAAUCUGACAAAUCUGACAGAACUCCAUCUUGAAUUCAACUAUUUACUACAAGAAAUUGCUUCAGGGGAAUUUUUAACAAAACUACCCAACUUACAAAUCCUUGAUCUCUCUUACAACUUUCAACAAAGCAAAUAUUUGCCAUCUAUUAAUAUUUCCUCGAACUUCUCUAAGCUUCAUUCUCUCAAGAGGUUGCACUUAAAGGGCUAUGUAUUUCACAAACUUGAACAGAAGAAUUUUGCACCCCUUCAGAGUCUUCGAAACUUAACCACUAUAGACUUGGGCGUUAACUUCAUUACGAAAAUUGACUUUAAAAUUUUCCAAGAUUUUCCCAACCUGAAAGUUAUCUCAUUGUCAGAAAACCGUAUAACACCCAUAGCAGACCACACAAACAACUCCUCUUUGCCAUAUCAUCUCCUUAAAUCUGGCUCAAGGGUCACCAAGUUUGAUCCACAUGCGAAUUUUUAUCACAGCACCAGACCUUUAAUAAAGCCACAGUGCGCUAAGCAUGGCAAAGCCUUGGAUUUAAGUUUAAACAAUAUUUUCCUUAUUGAGAAAAAUCAAUUUGAACCUUUUCAUGACAUUGCCUGCUUAAAUCUGUCCUUCAAUGCUAACAAUCAAGUGUUGAGUGGCACAGAAUUCUCAGCCAUGCCCAACCUCAGAUACUUGGAUUUAUCUCACAACCGACUGGACUUCGAUAACAACAAUGCUUUCAGCGAACUUCGCAAACUGGAAGUGCUCGACCUGAGUCACAAUGCACACUAUUUCAGUAUAGCAGGGGUAACACACCGCUUAGGAUUUAUCCAGAAUUUAAUGAACCUCAAAGUGUUGAACCUGGGCUACAAUGGCAUUUACACACUCACAGAGGACAAAGAGCUGAAAAGCAUGUCCCUGAAAAAACUGGUGUUCAGCGGAAACCGCCUUGACCUUUUGUGGAAUACAGAUGACACCAGCUACCAGACCAUUUUCAGAAGUCUCAGGAAUCUGACACACCUAGACUUAUCGUACAAUAACCUUCAACAAAUCCCCACUAAAGCAUUCCUCAGCUUGCCCCGGAGCCUCAAAGUGCUACGUGUCAAUGGGAACAAGUUACAUUUUUUUAAUUGGACAUCCCUCCAGUAUUUUCCUCGGCUCCAUUUACUGGACUUACGGAGAAACAAGCUGUAUUUUCUAACCAAUUGCCUCUCUAAGUUUACAUAUUCCCUGAAGAUAUUGCUGCUGGGCCAUAAUAAAUUCUCGCACCUGCCUCCUGGCUUCCUCUCUGAAGCCAAUAGUCUAGUCCACCUGGAUCUAAGUUUCAACAUGAUAAAGAUGAUCAAUAAAUCUUCCCUGCAAACCAAGACUAACACAAGUCUGGCUGUUCUGGAACUAAGCGGGAACCAUUUUGACUGCACGUGCGACACAAGUGAUUUUCGAAGCUGGAUAGAUGAAAACACGAACAUCAAAAUUCCUAGAUUAGUAGAUGUUAUUUGCACCAGUCCUGGAGAUCAAAAGGGGAAGAGCGUCAUGAGUCUAGAGCUCAUGACUUGUCUUUCAGAUACCACUGCAGUGAUCCUGUUUUCCCUCACAUUCCUGAUCACCUCCACAUUUAUGCUGGCCACCCUGGGUCACCAUUUGUUUUACUGGGAUAUUUGGUUUAUCUAUCACAUGUGUUCAGCUAAGUUAAGAGGCUACAGGUCUUUGGCCACAACCCGAACUUUCUACGAUGCUUACAUUUCUUAUGACACCAAAGAUGUGUCUGUUACUGACUGGGUCGUCAAUGAUCUGCGCUACCACCUUGAAGAGAGUGAAGGCAAAAAUGUCCUCCUUUGCUUAGAGGAAAGGGAUUGGGAUCCAGGAUUAGCCAUCAUCGAGAACCUCGUGCAGAGCAUAAACCAGAGCAAGAAAACAAUCUUUGUUUUAACCAAAAAAUAUGCCAAGAGCUGGAACUUUAAAACAGCUUUUUACUUGGCCUUGCAGAGGCUACUGGAUGAGAACAUGGAUGUGAUUAUCUUCAUCCUCCUGGAACCCGUGUUACAGCAUUCCCAGUACCUGAGGCUGCGGCGGAGAAUCUGUAAGAGUUCCAUCCUCCAGUGGCCUGACAACCCCAAAGCGGAAAACUUGUUUUGGCAAAGUCUGAAAAACGUGGUCCUGACUGAAAAUGAUUCACGCUAUGACAAUUUCUACACUGAAUCCAUUAAGCAAUAUUGAUACUGGGAAGUCAUGACUCCGUGCCAUCCUAAAAACACAUGGCUUCUCUUUGCAAAGGACUGUGAUGAGUGCAGAAACUCGGGGCUGCUCAAGGUGCUGCUCGUCCCUAAACAGGGUCCUUGCAUCAGUCCCUCUAAGGCUCAGGUAACUUUGUGGAAGAGGUGGUCGAAAGAAUGUAUGAGCUGGAAGACAUGGAGAAGGGCUGAGGAUGCUCUCAUUUGGGCAUGACGCAGCCACUGUGGUCAUGAUCUCAUAGCAACUAUGGUUGCUCACAGUGGGCCUGCAUGGAAGUACUGAACGUGAGAAAGACCCUUGUAGGGAGGAGGGUGGAUUGGUCACAGUGAGAGGGAGAGAGGAAAAGGUAGACAUGAGAGUAACUAUAACACAGCUCAGAACACCUUGGCUAAGGGAAAAUAGUCUGACCAAGAUGAGCGAUUGGCUGAGUCAGUCAUUAACCAUUUCCUUGGACUGAAAUGCAGGGACGGUCUGCCAUCUUUGUCGCAGAUCAUCAGUGUCAGAGGGUUAGACCACAUGGGCAAUCAGCUGGCAGCCUAUUCUACUUACUUUUCAAUUCCUAAGAACAUUUGUCAUUAAGAUGCUGGUGAACUUGACGAUAUAGACGUGGCUAUAGAGUUAUGUUGCAUUGUGAUUGCAUUAAUCCUUCUUUUCAAUGACUUUUUGAAAUAUUUUUGAGAUUAUAAUUACAACAUUUCCUCCUUCUCCUUUCUCCCUCCAAACCCUCUCACAUAUUCCCUCCAACUUUUACAAAUGCUGUCUAUGAUAUUUACUUUUAAGGUUUUGAUGAAAGUAAAAACUGAAAAUGAUAGUUUUUAAAUUCCCUUUUUUUUUUUUACAAUUUUAAAGGCAUCCAUUUAAAUGAAAAGCUUUUGGAGUGUUUGUUAAUUCCCAUUUGGUGUACAUCUUGAAAUGAAUGAUUAAAAUUUCUUCAUUUUACAUGACAAAUGUGUGAUAAAUCUAUAGUAGGAAAUUAUAAUUGUAAUUGUAUUGUAAUAUAAAAGUUAUCAUCUGCAUUGAUUAUUUCUGAGUUUUCUUUUUUGAAAAAUCUCCUGGAAAAUUAAAAGGGAUGCAGCUUUCAUAUGAAGAUUAUUAAAGAGGAAUUAAUUCUAUCUUAUUUCAGUAUCAGAAGAAAAAAUCCAAAUGUCUAUUGGUAUAUUUUAUUAAUUUCCCCAAACAGAACAAGUUUGACACUUCUCACUGCCACUAAAAGUGUCUUGCUUCUUUUGGUCAGUUUAUCGCAUCCUCUGUCCUUUAUCAAUAUGAAACAUGUCAUGAAAUUUAUGUUUGAACAACUGGAGAUUAUGCAAAUAUGGUAACAUAGGGCCUGAGAAGACAGCUCCCUUGGUAAAGUGCUUGCUUCAUAAGGAGUCCUCAUAACACUAGUUUAAAAAAAAACAGAUGUGGUAGAAUGUACUUAUAAUCUCAGGGCUGAGGGAGUAGAAAGAGGACUUGAUGGCCAACCAGCCUAUCACAAUCAGGGGAGCCCUAGGUCUCAGUGAGUGACCCCACCUCAAAAUGUCAAGAUAGAUGAUUCCCCAGGAGAACGAUGCCAAAGUUAUCUCCACAUACAUUAACACAUGCAGGUACACUCUGGUGGGGGAAGGGGAGAGAGAGAGACAGAGAGAGAGAGAGAGAGAGAGAGAGAGAGAGAGAGAGAGAGAGAGAGAGAGAGAGAAUCCCUUUAAAUGUAAAGAAGAAUCUUCAAAGCACCAUCUUUCCUUCAGUCCAGUUUAUAUUAACCUUGUUAAGUACAGCUUUAGUUAACCUUAACCUUGCAGGAUAGAAUAUUCUAAAAUAUGCAUUUCUAAGGACUUCACCAAAAUAGUAUGACAAAACAUUAUUGGAUAUGGGCAAAAAGAAAUUAGAACAAGUUGGCCAAAGAUGAUUUAACUUUGUCCCGUUGGACCUAUUUUGUGACUGUGACACAUGUGUAGAAAGCAGUGAGGCAUAGGGACAAAUAUCUAAAAGAACAAGAUUAUAGAGGGCAGUCAGAGAUCAUCUUUUGUCUUGGUCGCUUUGGGCUGUGGUCUUGUGGUACAAAGCAACACAGAUUGACUGGCUUACAGAUGAAUGAGACUGGUUUCCAGCAGUUGUGCAGAUCUCAAUGUGAGAUGAGGGCCCCUGCAUGACUGGGUUGUGGUUCGGAUUCUCUUCUGUAUUGCUGACUGCUUCUUCACAUGGUAAAGUUACAGUGAGCUCUCUGCCUGAUAACUUUGCGAAGGCUUCCCUUCCUAGCAACCAUACUAGUGGGGUUAGGCUUUCAAUAGGUGAAGUUAAGUUAGCACUUAAGUUAAGUCAGUCUAUAAGUAUCCUUGUUUUCACGACUUUAACUUCAAGACUGAUAAAAGGCUUUUCUUGUAGUCCCUAAUAGUUUUGAUAAAAAAAAAUUAACUAGACAUUGUUUCAGUAGGGUUACUGUUAUGUUUGAAUGGGAAAUGUCCCCCACGGACCCAUGUGUUCGAACUGUUGGUCCUUAGCUGGUGGUGUUGUUUUAGGAAGCUGCGGAACCUUCUGGACAUGAGGCCUAAAUAAUAAACAUCGAAUUGUGUGGGUGGGGACUAUGGCUCACAGUCCGACACAGUUCCAGCUCAGGUUCUCUAACUACUGGGAGGUUCCCUGACUACUAACAUGGGGUGACUAGCUGCCUCAUGCCCCAGCUGAGAUCCCUCCCACUGCAAUGUCUUCCCCAAUCAAGACAGACUGUUAUUGCCUCAGACUAUGUACCACGGUAAAUCCUUCUUCGCUUAAAUGGCUGUGGAGACCCAUAGAUGUGAGCCUGUUCUGCCUUGACUUGAGGUCAGAGCAUUUGAGCUUAUUUCAGCUCUCGCAAAGUUGUUGACAACUUUGACAAAUCCUGGAUUAGAGUGUAGUUACUUGGUGCUUUGGACAGUAAGAUGGUUCAUAGGGGUGAAUCCGCUCCACCCUGACCAAAGGGUAGGGAAUUCAAGCCUAUUCCUGCUCCUUCAUUUUAAAAUAGGAGGUUUGACAGAGAGAGUGGCUGCCUACAAGAUACUUGGUCCGGAGUUUAUCCAUUGCAUAUCUUGCCCAAAAUAUCAAAUGCUUUCAUCAGGAAAUAAUGGCUCGAUGUCUCAGGUAUUGAAGCAAGAAACUGUUCUGGUUGUCCUUUGUGUUAUGUUAAAGCAGUCUUUUGCCUUCUUCCCCCACUUCUAUAUUGGGGUAUAAAAGUGCAUGGAAAAUAAAUGCAUGCGGAUGCAGUAUUCAGUAUACACUAA
Molecule: messenger RNA, 6693 nt
Organism: Myodes glareolus (Bank vole)
Lineage: Eukaryota; Metazoa; Chordata; Mammalia; Rodentia; Cricetidae
Gene: Tlr8
Product: toll like receptor 8
Biological process (GO): positive regulation of interleukin-6 production; canonical NF-kappaB signal transduction; toll-like receptor signaling pathway
Cellular component (GO): plasma membrane
Molecular function (GO): pattern recognition receptor activity; protein binding
Source: RefSeq, a predicted model, not a curated record